AAGAUUAAGAAUCCACAUCAUGAUUGCAUCAGCCUGGUGCUCAUCUCAUCAUUCACAGCUCACUUGAGACUUGAUGUCUGUGUUCAGUCUCUCAAACUCAACAACCAUCCAAUCCUGAAUCCAUCACCAUUCAACAACACACAUACACAAUGCCUUCUCCAUCUCGUUAUGGCUUCGGGAUUUCCCAAAUUACCCUCAGACUGAUGAUGCUCUUGUUUUUAUUUUUCGCACGCGCGGCUUCGGGUCUGAACCUCACCGCCCUCCUCUCCACCGUGCCGGAGCUCUCCCAAUUCACCUCCCUCCUCGCCUCCGCCACGCCCCUCGCUGCGGAUCUCUCGGACCGCUCCUCCCUCUCCAUUCUCGCCGUCCCCAACGCCUACCUCGCCGCCGACGACCACCUCUCCCGCCACCACCUCUCCCCGGCCGCCCUCGCCGACGUCCUUCGCUACCACGUCCUCCUCCAGUUCCUCUCCUGGUCCGACCUCCGCGCCCUCCCCCCCUCCGGCAAGCUCAUCACCACGCUCCUCCAAACCACCGGCCGCGCCACCGACAACUUCGGCUCUGUGAACCUCACCCGCGACUCUCAAUCUGGCGUCAUCUCGAUCCGCUCCCCCGCACCGUACUCCCCCUCCAACGCCACCAUCCUCUCCCUCGUCAAAACCCUACCCUACAAUGUCACCAUCUUCGCCGUCAAUUCCCUCCUCAUCCCCUACGGCCUCGACCUCAUGGCUUCCGAAACUCGCCCCAUGGUCCUCAACAUCACCAGUGCCCUCGUCAACGGCCACAACUUCAACGUUGCCGCCUCCAUGCUCGCUGCUUCCGGCGUCGAACAGGAAUUUGAAGCGGACGAGGGUGGUGCCGGAAUCACGCUCUUUGUCCCCGUCGACGACGCAUUCGCGGAUCUCCCUCCCUCUGUUGCUCUUCAGUCUCUUCCCGCGGAUAAGAAAGCCGUUGUUCUCAAAUUCCACGUGCUCCAUUCGUAUUACCCUCUUGGUUCUCUUGAAUCAGUUGUUAACCCCUUUCAACCUACCCUUGCUACUGAGGCCAUGGGUGCUGGCAGCUUCACGCUCAACAUUUCCCGCGUGAACGGCUCUGUCGCCAUCAACACCGGCAUCGUUCAGGCCUCAAUUACGCAGACCGUGUUUGAUCAGAACCCUGUUGCCAUUUUCGGGGUUUCCAAGGUUCUCUUGCCUAGGGAAAUUUUUGGGAAAAAUCCGACUGUGUCCACCAAGCCUCUUGAUAAUGCUCCUCCACCGGAUGAUGAUGCUUUGUCACCGGAGAAUUCACCGGGAUUUGAUGGACAGCCCUCACACCUAUCUUCGCCACCGGGAUUUCGUGAAGAUGUGAGGUCUCAUGCUGGUGGUGCUGGUGGUUCCUUGAACUUUGUUGUUCUUCUUUGCUGUAUAGGAUUGUAUUUUGUGGUAUAGAAUUACUGAUUAUUAAUUUUUUUUGUGGGGUUUUGUUUUAAUUUUCUCCACCUUUUCUGUACACGGUUAAUUGCAUUAUUUGGUUGCAAAUGCAGCCUUUUUUUUUUUUUCCUAUUGCUUCUCAGUUAUCUUCUUUACGAUUUAUUAUAAUUUUUUUUAUGUUAA
This is a messenger RNA of Glycine soja, 1592 nucleotides long. Its product is annotated as fasciclin-like arabinogalactan protein 4. The transcript has 2 exons. Gene Ontology annotation, cellular component: plasma membrane. Lineage: Eukaryota; Viridiplantae; Streptophyta; Magnoliopsida; Fabales; Fabaceae. The record is from RefSeq and is a predicted model, not a curated record. Bases 150 to 1427 code for a protein of 425 amino acids. Gene Ontology annotation, biological process: multidimensional cell growth; mucilage biosynthetic process involved in seed coat development; abscisic acid-activated signaling pathway.